This is a messenger RNA of Mugil cephalus (flathead mullet), 2878 nucleotides long. RefSeq lists its product as uncharacterized. The transcript is spliced from 7 exons. The record is from RefSeq and is a predicted model, not a curated record. The coding region runs from base 460 to 2745 and encodes 761 amino acids. Gene Ontology annotation, biological process: protein deubiquitination. Gene Ontology annotation, molecular function: cysteine-type deubiquitinase activity. Lineage: Eukaryota; Metazoa; Chordata; Actinopteri; Mugiliformes; Mugilidae.
CUUCUAAAUGGUGUGCUGAAUGUCAAAACAAACCAUGCACACCCUUUUUCACACAAGAGGAAGAAAAUGUGUCAUGAGAGCUGCUGUAUUGAGGUCAAAGUGUUGUGUUGACACGUUGCCGAGGCGUCGUUGUCUGGCUACCGUGGAUCCCUGGUGACUUGCCUUAGCAGCAGAUUCUCCAGUGUUUAACCCGAGAGAAGCGGGGCACAUAGAUACAUACAUGCAUACAUGUACAGUACACACAGUCUGUCAAACAUCCCACAGGGCAGAAGAAACACUUCCAGCACACCGUGUUCUGUGUCUGGUUAUCGUCUCCUUCUGUCCUCAACCCGCGACAACCUGCAGGGAGGAAACUAAAGCGCACAGCGGUCCUGUUUUUUGUGGGGCCCUACUCAUCGUCACAGUGGUUUGAGAUGUGAUAUGUUUUGAGAUGGCUUUUUCUUAGAGCGUGGGACUAAGAUGAAAGCCAAGGCUUUGUCAGUGAAGGAGUGCACCUGGACGUCAGAGGAGUGCCACCUAGUGGGCGAGCUGCACGGAGACGUCCAGAGAGACAACCUCCGUCUGCCAAACAUCUUCAGGUCCAAAAAAGUGAAGCCUCUCACCAAGACUCAGACCGGCCCCUCUUACCAGGUUUACCACACAGCCAGAGAGCUUCUGCUGGAAGUGUUGGACAGAGAAGCCGUCCGGGAGCUGAUCAGGAGGUCUGCCGGGGUGAAGGCAGGAGCAAACCGUCCGUCACACGGCCAGAACAAGGAGCAAAACGCUGAUAUCUCUGAGGAGGACUACGCUGAGGCGCUAACGUGGUUUUCUAUAGUCUUAAGAGAUGGUCUGUCUGUAGAAGAGAGCGGCAGCUUUGGCUCAGAGUUGACCCGGAGACUGGAUGGAUGGCAGGGUGUCCUGAAGAGAAACAGCAUCCAGACAAAGCUCUUGUCUCUGAGCAGACUGGAGGACGGAGACAAGCUGGAAGCCCUCUCCGCUUUCUGCAGCCACCUAACCAAGCGCUACCAGGUCCUACACACUCCCGGGCCCAACCUGGCCGUGAAGAAAUACAGACUUUCCUAUCAGCAAGGGCCGUGCUCUCUCCACCUCGCCCUCCUCUGCGACGUGAGCACGGGGUUCAUCUGUAACACGUAUCUUUAUUGUCCAGGGCAGCUGCAGAGGCGGAGUAGGAAGCCGGUCGUCGAGCAUGUGAUCAGACACCUGCUCAGGCCUUUCCGCAGCCACAGACACGUGGUUCAGCUGGACAGCUCCGCCUGGAUGGAGGGCAAACUCAAAGACAUCUUCUCAGGAAUAGGGGUCAACAUUCACUUUGUCCCCGCCGCUAAAAGGCCGGCAGUGAGUCCAACAUCUUCAUCGCCACCGCUCAGGCCACAACAAACGUCUGAAGACUCCUCGGCCCGACUCGUAGCCCACUUGCAGGGCUGGACUGGAGCCGCUCUGUUAUCUCAGUCAGACCCGAAAGGAUCGGCGGUAGAUGUGUUUCUCCCAGGACUCUGGGCGAUGUUUCACGUGAUCUGCAUCAACACAUUUGUGCUUCACAAUCUGCAGAACCGGGGCUCAGGCAGACAGGUCAACCUGACAGAGUUCACAAAGACCCUGGCCUCUCAGUUGGCCUCGGACACCAGCGUGACUGUGCCCGCGCUGCCACGACUAAACAGCUCUUUGUACCAGGAGACAAGUUCAGCAAAUCUUUCCAAGCAAACCUCUGCAGUGAGACUGCAGACCAGGGGGAACAAGCCCGGAGUGUGUGGUUUAGACAACGCCGGCAACUCCUGCUACUUCAAUGCCGUGUUACAGUGUCUGUGUUCCACCGUUCCCCUCGUGGAGCACCUCCUCAACAGGGACACGCGCAAAGAGCUGACUAAGUCCAAGUGUCGGGUCGCUGAGGUGUUCGUCCGCCUCCUGGAGGAGAUGUGGCUGGGAGGCAGCUCCAGCUGUGCUCCCUUGGAGGCCAGGUCUGUGCUGUGCUCCAUUUUGCCCCAGUUCAACAACUACUCCCAGCAAGACGCCCAGGAACUGCUGCUCUUUCUCCUCAAUGUGCUCCACGACGACCUUAAAAAGGCUGCAAGGCGCCAGGUGCGCUCCUCGGUACGACAGUCGAGGCAACAACAGAAUAGGAACCUGGCCACCGAGUGCACCAUCGUCUCACAUCUGUUCGAGGGCCAGCUGAGCUACACGACGCUCUGCAUGCACUGCGACCUCCAGGCACACAGCACGCAGACCUUCACCGUACUAUCACUGCCGAUUCCGACAGACAUCUCCAAGUGCUCAAUCCAGGACUGCCUUUCACUGUUCUUCGAGCAGACUAUCCUGACCGGGGGCGAGCAGCUGCAGUGUUCAGUGUGUGGCCUGAGGAGGGAAACGACCCUUCGCACUUGUCUGGACAAACCUCCGGAGAUCCUCAUGUUGCACCUGAAACGGUUUGGCUGCAAGGGGAAGAACCAGGUGAAACUGAGGACUAACGUCGUGUUCUCCAUGCAGCUCGAUCUCACCCCAUUUCUAUCCAGUUCAGUAGAGAACGCCACACAGUCUUCAUACCAUCUGUAUGCUGUUGUGAACCACAUGGGCCAUCUGAACAUGGGCCACUACACGGCUCUGUGCCACAACGCUCCAGCCCGGACCUGGCACUGCUUUGACGACUCGAUAGUCAGAGAGGUACAGGACAGCCUCGUGCAGUCUCCAAACGCCUACAUGCUGCUCUACACCUGCAGGCCUUUCCAAAAGCCAAAGAUCCAUGGACUCUAAGAGCUUUCCGACAUGAUGGAAGGUUUAUUAACUGUCCCGUCUGGUAGACCUGCUUUCAAGCAACAUCUCUGGUGCUGCCCACUUCUCGGCAUCUGUUCUUCAAAUAGAUAAAAACUCUAGCACUGUCUUGUUU